Messenger RNA from Microthlaspi erraticum, 747 nucleotides. The record is from the annotation of a GenBank genome assembly. Lineage: Eukaryota; Viridiplantae; Streptophyta; Magnoliopsida; Brassicales; Brassicaceae.
AUGGGGAAGGUGGAUGGGGAACUUGAUGACUUGGAGCUCCCACCAGAGCUUGACACUCCUAAGGUCUCUGCUAACGCACGUUCAUCGCUUUGUCACACCAACUCAGAAUAUGCCCUGGCAGCCAUAGCUAUCUGCGUGCUUUGUCUUCAUCUCCUGUGGUUUCACUUGCCAUUGAGCGUGGAUGGAACGAGUCUUCCAGUCCCAACGUCCGUGGCAUGCCAGCUCUUGUUUAUGAUUCUCUCAGCUAGAAGAGAAGCUCAAAUCUGGCUACAAAGCCACAACAGUGGGAAAUUCACAGAGGCUCUCCGUCUCUUCCUCUCAAUCCUCCAGACCAUCCCUCUAGUGGUAGUCGAGUCAAGAAGAGAAGUCGACGAGGUUAAGGACUGCACCUCACCUACGGCUCGCUCUGCUGAGUGCAAUGGGAGUUGCUACAAGGCAAAGAACCUCGCCACUGCUGACAAAUUCGCCAGGAGGUUGUUGGAAACAAGCCCAGUGGAGAGCCAGGCCAAGAUGGCUAGACAAGUUAUUCAAGCCGCUGAACAGGACAGAAAGACGUUUCGUGUCCUUACUGCACCGCUCGUUUUGUACCAAGCCAGGAAGGAAACAUCUGCACGGUCUGUGAUCUUGCAGUCAUUGGCGCAGACGCAUCGGUUUGCUAUGCUCUCCGUCUCAAGUCCGGUGAACAAUUCAGAUUCAGUGUCUUUGAUGAUUUUCUGUUGUCCUCUGCAUCAGUGGACGGAGGAGUAA